Molecule: messenger RNA, 1752 nt
Organism: Ilex paraguariensis (yerba mate)
Lineage: Eukaryota; Viridiplantae; Streptophyta; Magnoliopsida; Aquifoliales; Aquifoliaceae
Source: the annotation of a GenBank genome assembly
AAUCUAUAUCUAGCUAAAGCUGCCCAUAUAGAGAGAGAAAAGUAGUGAGAGAAACGAAAUUCUGUGAGAGCACUGAGCACCCCCUCCCUCAUCAUCAUGGCGUUCUUGUUGCAGAGCAGAUCAUGAAACCCUAGCUCUUACUCUAUGCAAAAAAAAAAACCGCAGCAUUUCCUCCAAGAAUCGACCGUCAUUCUUAUUUCUAUUUCAAGAAAACAAUUGGCUAUCGAAGUGAUCGAUCGUUCGAUCCAAAUUUUUCAUAUACUUCGAGUAGUUUUCGAAGAAGUACUUUUUUAGUUUCUAUUCGGCGGUCCGAAUCAGUUCUUGUUGGUUUCGAUUUGGAUUGUGGCAUUUGGUGUUGUGGUUUGGUUGAGAUUCGGGGUGGCUGAGUUUGAUAGAAUGAGAGAGCUUUCGGAAGGUUAUUAGUGGUGAUUUUUUUCCCCGAAAUUUGGAUAUGGAUGAUAGAGGUGGAUCAUUUGUGGCUGUACGGAGGAUUCCGCAAGGUCUUGAGAGAGGCACCACAACCACUACCUGCCAUUCAACUUCGGCAGAGGUUGUGGCAGGAUCAGCAGCAUGGCUUGGCAGAGGCCUUUCAUGUGUCUGUGUUCAAGGAAGAGAGAAUGAUGCUCGUCCAUCAUUUGAUCUGACCCCAGCCCAGGAGGAAUGCUUACAAAGGCUACAAAGCCGUAUUGAUGUUGUAUAUGAUGGUUCAAUCCCUGAACAUCAGGAAGCUUUGAGGACAUUGUGGAAUGUUGCCUUUCCUGAAGAAGAACUUUGCGAUUUAAUAUCUGAACAGUGGAAGGAAAUGGGUUGGCAGGGAAAGGAUCCAUCCACAGAUUUUAGGGGUGGUGGUUUUAUAUCACUUGAGAAUUUGCUGUAUUUUGCUACGAAUUUUCCGAAAUCCUUCCAAGAUCUUCUGCGAAAGGAGGAAGGUGAUCGGUCCAUCUGGGAAUAUCCAUUUGCUGUUGCUGGUGUUAACAUCACAUUCAUGCUUAUUCAGAUGCUUGAUCUCGAAGCAGGAUCACAGGAACACAUUUUAUGCUUUUCAUCAGCUAAUUCUGAGCUUCAACUCUGCAGUAAAACCACGAACAAUGGUAGGAGCGACCUUCUUGAAGUUUCUUGCAGAAAAUGAAUCAGCAUUUGACCUUCUAUAUUGCAUCACAUUCAAGCUGAUGGACAAACAAUGGCUUGCCAUGCGCGCAUCUUACAUGGACUUCAAUACGGUGAUGAAAUCUACUCGUCGUCAACUGGAAAGGGAGCUUCUGCAAGAUGAAAUACGGCUUGAAGAUUUGCCAUCAUACAGCCUUCUUAGUCGGUAAUAUAGUACUAGUAACAAUUAGCAGAAGACUGGCUUCCAUAAGCAUGAUUCAGGUUGUCAACAACGUAUGCGUUGUCUGCCUCUCUCUCUCUCUCUCUCUUUCUCCUUUUUUAGUUCUACAGAUACUUCUGAUUUCUUGGUGUUUGUUCGUCCAUGAUAUGAUGGUUUCCGACAUAACCUUUUCAGAAAUCUUGGAAAUCUUGCAGCCAUGUUUUCGAUUGUGAUUUGAUUUCGAAAAGAAAAAGAAAGAGGGUUGAGUUCUUUGACUUUGUAAUGUGAAAAUGGGGACCUACUGUGGAUUUGUUGAGGUUUGAAAGAACAAAGUGUUUCUUGGUAGUUCCUUGGGCUAGAUGACAAGUGAUUUAUCCUUCAAGAAUAUUUUAAUCCCGACAUGGAUGACUAGUUUUUGAUUAGGCUGGAGAGUAGAUUAGUAGAUG